Messenger RNA from Musca domestica (house fly), 496 nucleotides. RefSeq names its product larval cuticle protein 65Ab1. Bases 66 to 401 code for a protein of 111 amino acids. The record is from RefSeq and is a predicted model, not a curated record. Gene Ontology annotation, molecular function: structural constituent of chitin-based larval cuticle. Lineage: Eukaryota; Metazoa; Arthropoda; Insecta; Diptera; Muscidae. Gene Ontology annotation, cellular component: chitin-based extracellular matrix. The transcript has 2 exons.
UUAAAAACAAUCCAUAUGCAUUUCGUAUUGAAUAUUAAAACGGUUAUCUAAGUCAGAUUCUCAAAAUGAAACUUGUUAUUGUCCUUGUCACAGUGCUGGCCAUUGCCAUGGCAGCUCCAGCACCAGAUGAGCAUGCGGAAAUUUUAAAAUUGGACUCCCAUGUAGAACAUGAUGGCUAUAGUUUUGAUAUGGAAACCAGCGAUGGCACAUCUCGCCAUGAAGACGGCAAAGUAAAGGAUUUUGAUUCGGAACAUCCAGCUAUUGUUGUCCACGGCACCUAUACCUGGAAGGAUGAACAUGAUGGUAAAGUUUAUACCGUCAACUAUGUUGCUGAUGAAAACGGCUUCCAACCUACUGGUGAACAUAUUCCACAGUUACCUGCCAUCACUCACUCAGAAUAAAGUAAGGUUAUGGCAUUAAGUAUGAAGACAUUGAUAGAAACCAUGUGAAGGGUAUUAGAAACUUUUAAAUUAAUAAAUAUUAAAUGCAGCAAUAA